UCUUGACAAUUUUCUCAAUAAUUAACCAAAUUUUCCCCCAAAAUAGGCACAAUACAAAAUAUAUAUAUCUGUACAAAGUAUAUCUGGAACAAUUAUGGUAAUAAAAAUUUGAGAAAAAUGACAAAAUGGUAAUGAGACUUUGAGAAAAAAAAAAAAAAAAUUCUGCUUGCAAUGUUUACAUGAAACUUAAGGCCCUUUCGCACCUAUAAUGAUAACUAUAUUAGCGUUCACACCAGUGGAGGAUGUCGCAGUUUUGAGCAAUCUCUCACCACGAGUUACAACCCAUGUAAAUAUAUUUGUAUUCUUUCAUGCUAGAGUUGUACAAAUUAGGGUACUUUCUAACCUCUUCGCACAAUCUGUCGCCUAUAUAGGCCUCUAUUGUCGCUGUAGCUUGCAUGUGUUCCGCUCUGUUCUGUUUAUGCAGGUUUUCUUCGACUACCUUGUGAAACGACACCCUCAGGUCAUGGUUGCCACCUUGUGGAUAAACUAAUUACUGCAAAAAAAUUUAAUGCGCAUGUGCGACCUGGUAACAAAGUACGCGCAUACUCUUCUGAUGAUGAAAUUCGCUUUACGUGCACUGUACGCUGACCCUCUCGUACGCAUAAAGAUCGACUUUGGGCUUGAGUAUGCGCUGCCAAGUUUUCACAGCAAAACCCACCCAAUUGCAACUCAAAACUAGCCUAAAACUAGCCCAGUCGCAUUCUGGUGGGUAAAUCUGCUUUUUGGCGGGGUUCCCCUGGUAGAAUUAGCAUUCCAGGGGCUAAAUAUCAUGUUAUUUGGGGUCACUUCAACCCAUGGACAUGAAAAACAACCCACGGCAACAGUGUUAAAGUAGCCCAAUUCUGCGGGAAAACCGCAGAUUUGGCAACACUGCACUGCAGUCACUGUAGCUUGCAUGUGUUCCACUCUGUUCUGUUUUAUGCAGGUUUUCUUCGACUACCUUGUGAAACGACACCCCCAGGUCAUGGUUUAAACUAAUUACUGCAAAAAAAUUAAAUGCGCAUGUGCGACCUGGUAACAAAGUACGCGCAUACUCUUCUGAUAAUGAAAUUCGCUUCACGCGCACUUUAAAUGCUUGCACUCUUUAAAGUAGAAUGGAUUCUGAUUGGCUUUCAAGGAUUUUAUCAUUCAUUAGCUGUAAAAAAAAAAAUCGUUCUGAAAGUGAUUCCAACUGUAUCGUUUCUCUGUGCCGCUAUCAUUAUAAUUGUGGUGUGGACUCUGCUAUUCUUUUAUAUUUAAAAUGAUUUUUAGAACUAUACCUUUAUCAUUAUAGUUAUCAUCCUUGGUGUGAAUGGGCCUUUGCUCAAGUCCCAGCAUCCUUAUUACAACUUUACAUUUGUAAACAUCUCUAGUUUGUUGUAGUACAUGUGAUAUUUAUAACAAAAUUGAGAAAAAGGUAAUAAAAUAUUAUAAUAGAAUUAUAAAAAAAUUAAAAAAGAUGUGCAACAGCUGUGGAGCUGCAUAACAGAUCAGGUAAUUAGAUUCCAUCCGUUAUGUAACUGCUGCCUUCCUCUUUAGACCACAGGAACUGCAUUAAGCAUACAUGCUUGAAAGAGGCAGCAUGAAACUAGGAGGAAUUCAGCAGUUAUACGAUCGUUCCACAUUACUUUGAUCAUCAUCUUCCAGUAAAUUCAGUGUAUCAGUGAUACAGCCCAAAGAGGUUGGACAACUUUGUUCCUGGUUAUGUGUUCAGAAGGUGAGGAUGGGUGUUACUGUUUGAGGAAUUAAAAGUCCUCCCAGUCGUUCUCUCAUUCAGACCGAGCAGGAGAUCAUGGAGGCUGGAUCUGUCCUUUUGUCAAGGAACUUGGAAUGGUUCAUUUUCAACGGCUCCUCCACAAGUUCCCCCAGCAUGCUCAACAAUAGCAUGCACAGUCCCUUGCCUGAAGAAUCGUUCUUGGUGUCGGGAAGACCACGUCGUGCGUUUGGCACUGUAGGGGUGGUCAUCAUCGUCCUUAUCACUAGCUGCAUCAGCCUGCUAACAGUCCUGGGCAACGUCCUGGUUCUGCUUUCAAUCAAAGUCAACCGUAAUCUCCGAACCAUCAACAACUACUUCCUUUUUAGUCUUGCUUGUUCAGACCUUAUCGUCGGUGUGUUCUCUAUGAAUCUCUACAUUGUUUACGCCGUGAAGGGAUACUGGCCUUUGGGACCGCAGAUGUGCGACUUGUGGUUGGUUGUGGAUUAUGUGGUCAGUAACGCCUCGGUGAUGAACCUACUUCUGAUCUGCUUUGACCGGUACUUCUGCGUCACCCGGCCUCUGAGUUACCCAACCAAACGUACCGCAAGAUGGGCAGGGGUGAUGAUUGCUGUGGCUUGGUUGCAGUCUCUGCUUCUCUGGGCUCCAGCUAUCCUGCUUUGGCAAGCUGGGAGGGACAGUAGCAAGGUCCCGGAGGGACAAUGUUACAUCCUGCUCCUCUCUAACCCUGCUGUAACCCUGGCAACCACCAUCCCAGCGUUCUACAUUCCUGUUGUAAUAAUGAUGGUACUGUACACACGGAUAUCCCUAGCCAGUCAGAGACGGGUUUGUAAGUUGAAGUCUGAAUCUGCAAAUUUGCUUAAACCAUCAAAGACAAGUGGAGGAACACCUACCGAAAACCCUGACCUAGUGAAUGACAUUAAACCGGAUGAAACAUGUUCAUUUAAACGAGAUUUGGAUCUCGUUAGAACCAAACAACUCUGCAGCAUGCCUUCCGUAGAGUUCAGCAAAACGGACUACUCCUUGGAUUCAAGUCCUGAAGCCUCUGUGGAAGACCGAGGGCUGGAUGCCGAAACCUUAAGACCAAAGAGCUUGGCAGGGUGUACGGAAACUAGCAGGACAACGCAACCUCACAGUUUUCCAAACCACACUACCAUUAAAGUUCAACGGCAAACAUCCCAUGUCGUCUUCAAGAAUGCCAGACGGAAGGCUCUGAGAGAGAGGAAGGUGACGAAGACCGUCCUUGCCGUUCUUCUAGCCUUCAUCGUCACCUGGAUGCCCUAUAGCGUUAUGGUUCUGAUUGGUACCUUCUGCCGCUGGUGUGUCCCUGAAAUUCUUUGGAUGGUGGGCUACUUUCUGUGUUACGUCAACAGCACGGUUAAUCCGGUAUGCUACGCACUCUGUAACGCCACCUUCAAAAGAACCUUUAAACGACUGUUGAUGUGCAAGUUCAAAAAUCUGACAUUAAAAUGAGCCGGACUUAUUCAAAUCUUCAGUCUCCUAUGGAUGACUCCUGACCAACCAACAGGGGACCUGAUUCACUAAAAUGUUGUGAAACAGUUUUACUAGAGCCAAAAGUGAAAAUAUAUGUGUUGAGGUUAUUGGUGUUUAUCAUGUUUCUGAUUGCACUCAUUACAUGCACAACUGUAUGAUGUAUUGUAAAGUUGCUUUUAAGUUGUUUGCGAGUGCAUUUUUAUCUAAACGGUUAAAUGUAAUUUCGUAAAUCAAAGCAACAGUUUACAAAAGACACUGAUUCUUUUUUUAUGAGUGUGAUGUUGGUUUAUUAGAGCGAAAAGUGUAAUUAAAUUGAAGUAUUCAGUGUUUAUCAUGUUGCUGAUAUUGAAUGCAUUAAAUCGUAAAGCCAUAUUAAGUUGUUCGCAAAUGCAUUCUUGUAUGUAAAUAUGUAAAUCAAUGCGACAAAUUAGAGAAGACCCCCUUUUUUUGGUGGUGGUUUACUAAAUCGAAAAGUGAAAAUAAACAUGUUGGUUGAGUUAUGAUAUUUAUCAUGUCACUGAAAUUGCAUUUGUUCUACUACUUGUAUGAUAUAUAUAUAUAUAAAUAUGUAUAGCAAAGUAUUAAGUUUGUAAGAUUGUUACUAUUUUACACAAUAAAUGAGUAAAAACCCUUUUGGUUCUCAUUCGUUUGGUUCUCAUUUUGGUUCAAACAAAAACCCAACACAUUUGUGUAAAUCAUGCUUGUGUUCUUAUAGAAAUUGUUCUCUUCUCUUAUAGAAGUUGUAUCUUUUAAUGUACUUAUAAUGUACUUACCAAGAAAGUACUGAAUAAUAUAAGGUAACUACAUGGGUUAAGAUUAGGUUUAGGGGUAGGAUCAGGACUAGUACCUAGUUAUUACCCAGUUAUUAUUGUAAUUACUAUUAAAAAGUAUAUAGUAUGUACAUGCGAAACAGGACUGUAAAAUAUAGUGCUACCGCUAAAAGUGAAAAUAAAAGUAUUUGGUUUGUCAUAUUAAAAUUGCAUGUGCCAAAUAUAGACCUUAUGCAGCCCCGCCCCUUUUCAGCACUGCGCUCUGUCUUCCAGUUUGUAUUUUCACAGCAUGAAGGUAAGAUCUUACGGAUUUAUGAAUGAACGUCUCAUUUUAAAAUCUUUCCGGUUUACAGACAGUUGUUAGGACCUCCGCUUCAAACAUUACAAUAACUUUUGUUAACUCCACAAUAAGUAAAUCCACCAGCUAAUUACUCUUCAACAGCGAUGCCAUAGGAAUAUACAGAUCUACCACAAAAACGGAAGUUCGAACAUAAAAUUCUAAAGAUGGCUGCGUGCUUGCUUCUCUGGCGCAUAAGGUCUAUAGGACUGUAUAUUUGACAUUAUAAAGUAAUUCCUAAGUUUGUCAGCCUUGAACAAAUGUGUAAAAACUUUUAAAAAGGCACCAGAAAGUAUUAUUGAAAAUACACUUUCAUUUAUUCACAACCUGUAGAAGUAAUCAGUUAGUGUUGUAAAUUUGAUUGUACAUCCAUCAAAUCUAAAAACAUAAACAUUUAUAAACAUAGAUACUUUAUAUAGGCCGUUACUUCCAGGAGCUGUGUUCGUUUAAGCAUUAUAACGUACAGAAAUCGUCUUCAAUUUGUUGUAAUUUACAAAUACUUCCUUUUAGGGGCAUAAUUAGGGUCUUACCAGUUUUUCUCUUUAGUAAAGACAAUUUGUUAGACAACACAUUUGCUGCGGCCUAUUUUAUACAUGCAAAGUCAAUUACAAUUAAAAAUUCGCUACAGA
Messenger RNA from Ctenopharyngodon idella (grass carp), 4923 nucleotides. RefSeq names its product cholinergic receptor, muscarinic 4b (gene chrm4b). Bases 1772 to 3166 code for a protein of 464 amino acids. NCBI's taxonomy places the organism in Eukaryota, Metazoa, Chordata, Actinopteri, Cypriniformes, Xenocyprididae. The record is from RefSeq and is a predicted model, not a curated record. Gene Ontology annotation, biological process: adenylate cyclase-inhibiting G protein-coupled acetylcholine receptor signaling pathway; chemical synaptic transmission; G protein-coupled receptor signaling pathway, coupled to cyclic nucleotide second messenger. The transcript has 2 exons. Gene Ontology annotation, molecular function: G protein-coupled acetylcholine receptor activity; G protein-coupled serotonin receptor activity. Gene Ontology annotation, cellular component: synapse; plasma membrane; dendrite.